This is a messenger RNA of Cucurbita maxima (winter squash), 2856 nucleotides long. Its product is annotated as probable pectin methyltransferase QUA2. The record is from RefSeq and is a predicted model, not a curated record. The transcript has 9 exons. The coding region runs from base 470 to 2533 and encodes 687 amino acids. Lineage: Eukaryota; Viridiplantae; Streptophyta; Magnoliopsida; Cucurbitales; Cucurbitaceae. Gene Ontology annotation, molecular function: methyltransferase activity. Gene Ontology annotation, cellular component: cytoplasm.
UCUUUUGGAUUCUUCUUACUGUUUUUCAUGCUGGUUUGGGUUUAAUUUCUACUCUGGAUGAAGUAGCUGGGAUUGGUUCUUGUGUUGUUUGAAGGAUAAUGAUGUUUUGUCGUGAAGAAUUUAUGUUAUGGACUCAUUGUUCACUACUUAAUCUUCUUGAUUGAAUUGCUUUGAUGUGCUGUUUGGUCUCUUUGAUUGGAGGAUGCUUGGAUUUUCCUUUGUAGCUCGUUUUUGUUGAUCUUGAAUCGUUAUCGAUUGGUGUUACUACUUUUUUUCUUUAUCUGAUGUUUUGAAUUGAAGAUGCGGAUCUUAAAAGAUGAAUUCGUUCUUUUAAUUAUGUUUUUUUGGAUGCUGGCGAGUGUGCGUUGCUUUCCAAAGAUGAAAUCUGGAUCUUCGUGUCAAUUAAUCGGUCUCUUUGCUUUAAUGUUUGGAACUAAAUCGAGUUGAUUUUGCAUUACCACGGCAGACAAUGUCCAGGCCUUUGCAUCGAGGUUCAUCCGGUGUGAAGGUACAUGGUCAUGAUGAUGAUAAAUGGGACUCCCAAAUGAAAGAUAAAACUGAUAAGGAAGAAGUGGAUAGAAGAGGUUCUUCAGAUCAUGGAGGAAAUGGGAGUCCCUUUCGUCUAUUUCUUCCAGACAUUUCCCCUUCCAAAUAUGGAGGCACUGAGAAUGGCUUUGCUUCUGAUUCUUUUUUAGUUGGGAACUCACGAAGUCGGCAGCAAUAUAUACUGCAAAUGUUGAGAUUGAGUUUAGUAUUGAUUAUAAUUCUUGCUCUUACUGGUUCUUUUUGGUGGACGCUCUCCAUUUCUGGUUCUUCCCAAGUUCAAAUAUUCCAUGGUUAUCGGCGACUCCAAGAGCAGCUUGUUUCAGACCUUUGGGAUAUAGGGGAGAUUUCUCUUGGUCCUUCAAGGUUGAAAGAGCUUGAAUUCUGUUCGCCGGAGUUUGAGAAUUAUGUUCCCUGCUUCAAUUCGAGCGAUACAAAAGAUGAUGAGUAUGAUAGACAUUGUGAGCCUAGCUCGUGGCAAAAUUGUUUGGUUCAACCUCCCUUGAAUUACAAGAUUCCUCUUAGAUGGCCCACCGGAAGGGAUGUUAUCUGGGUAGCAAAUGUGAAAAUCACAGCACAGGAGGUCCUUUCUUCAGGAAGCUUGACCAAAAGGAUGAUGAUGCUAGAGGAAGAACAGAUAUCUUUUCGUUCUGCCUCUCCAAUGUUUGAUGGUGUUGAAGAUUAUUCUCACCAGAUUGCAGAAAUGAUUGGGCUGAGAAAUGAAUCAAAUUUCAGAGAAAUUGGGGUAAGAACCCUUCUAGAUAUAGGGUGUGGUUAUGGGAGCUUUGGAGCACAUCUUUUCUCCAAACAUCUCUUGACUAUGUGCAUAGCAAAUUAUGAGGCUUCUGGCAGUCAAGUUCAACUGACUCUUGAAAGGGGCCUCCCUGCAAUGCUUGGUUCUUUUACUUCAAAACAGUUGCCAUAUCCAUCCCUUUCCUAUGAUAUGGUUCAUUGUGCACGAUGCGGUGUUGACUGGGAUAGUAAAGAUGGUAGAUACUUGAUCGAAGUUGAUAGAGUUUUGAGGCCCGGUGGGUAUUUCGUGUGGACGUCGCCACUUACCAACACUCAGGGAAUUCUUCACAAAAAAGAGAACCAGAAAAGAUGGAAUUUCAUUCAGGAUUUCGUAGAAUAUCUGUGCUGGGAGAUGCUUUUUCAACAAGAUGAAACUGUCAUCUGGAAGAAAACUAGUAAAAGUAACUGUUACAGCUCACGGAAGCCAGAUUCAUCUCCUCCAAUAUGUGGUAAAGGUCACGAUAUUGAAUCUCCAUAUUAUCAACCACUCCAAGGCUGCAUUGGAGGACGAAAAAGUCGUCGUUGGGUUCCUAUUAACGAAAGAAGAACUUGGCCUUCGAGGGCUAACUUGAACAAGAGUGAACUGGCUUUGCAUGGAUUGGCUUUAGAUGAUUUCACAGAUGAUUCUCUAAACUGGAAAAUGGCAGUAAAGAACUAUUGGUCUCUUUUGUCACCAUUGAUCUUCUCGGAUCAUCCGAAAAGACCAGGCGAUGAGGAUCCUUUACCGCCAUACAACAUGCUUCGGAAUGUGCUAGAUAUGAACGCUCAUUUUGGAGGCUUCAAUUCUGCAUUGUUGGAGGCUGGGAAGUCUGUAUGGGUCAUGAACGUGGUACCGACCGAUGGACCGAACUAUCUUCCCUUGAUAAUGGAUAGAGGUUUCAUUGGGGUAUUGCACGAUUGGUGCGAGGCCUUUCCAACAUAUCCUAGAUCAUAUGAUUUGGUGCAUGCGGCAGGGCUUCUGUCCCUUGAAGCAAGUAAGAAGCGGAGGUGCUCGAUGCUCGAUUUAUUCAUUGAGAUUGAUCGGUUACUUCGUCCAGAGGGUUGGGUGAUAAUCCGUGACACCGCUGCACUUAUCGAAUCAGCCCGAACUCUAACUACACAGCUUAAGUGGGAUGCCCGAGUUAUAGAAAUCGAAGAUAACAACGACGAGAGAGUCCUAAUCUGCCAAAAACCUUUGUUGAAGAGACAAGCAAAGUGAUUACAAAGUAUUUUAUAUUGAUUCCAUGGAUGAUGGAAUAAGCAUCAUAGGAGGCAUAGAAACAGGAAAGAAGAGAGUACACAAAUUAGGAUUGAACACACCAGAAUAGCAGCAGCCAUAGAAGCCGUAAGGCCGAAAUAGGAUCAUGUAAUUAUGCAGAAGAUGAGCACAGAAGUAAGAAUUUGUAGGAUUGUUUAGAGCUUUGUAUUUUUAUGCACUUCCUCAAAUGUUAUAUACCUCAAUGUGAUUAAGAUUGUGAAAUUGGAUCAUCAAUAAGCAACCUCAUAUUUUGCUCUGUCAUAAUAUAAUUCCCAGUUAUUUUU